GUCUCCCUUUUUUUUUUUUCAAACUCCAAAAACCAGAACUUAAUUUUCCUUUUCGUACUGUACUUCAAGAGCUGGCUUCUCCGGUUGAAGAUGCAGCAAUUCAUCACUUCUCUAAAGCCCAACCCUUUAGUUUCAAUUGUGUCCGGCGAUUCCCCCCUUCCUCCCCAUUUUAAACCAAUCUUCUCCGGCCGCCCAAAAUGGAGGAUAUCCAACCUUCUCUGUCGUCGUCGUCCUGCUGUUGCUGCUGAAACAUCUUCAGAUUCAAUCAAUAUCUCAUCUUUUAAUUCUGGCUUCUACAGCACUGAGGAAAUGUCAUGCGAAUUGUACAACCGUUCCAUUUACGACCUCUGUAGAUCAGGUGAGGUUGACGAAUCCAUGAAAUUACUUGCCGAGAUGGAGGCUAUAGGUCACCGUGUCAAUUCUAGAUCUUACGCUAGCUUAAUUACAGCUCUGGCAACCCACGGAAGAACUUUAGAAGCCGAUUCCAUCUUCCAAGACAUGAUACUUUCAGGGUUUGAACCAAGACCAAAUAUUUACAACGUCUUGCUUAAGGCCUUCUUAAGAAAGGGACUCAUUAGCCUUGCAGAUAAAGUGCUGUCGUCUAUGGAUGAUUUGGGUAUGAACAGGAAUCGAGAAACAUAUGAGAUCUUAAUAGAUUAUCAUGUACAUGCAGGCCGAAUGAACGAUACAUGGUCGAUCAUUGGUGAGAUGAGGCGACAGGGGUUUCAGCCUGAUUCAUUUGUGUACAGUAAGAUUAUUACACUUUACAGAGACAGUGGGAUGUGGAAGAAAGCAAUGGAGGUUGUUAGGGAGAUUAAUGAGACUGGUGUUCCUUUAGACAAGAGAAUUUAUAACAUUAUUAUUGAUUCGUUUGGGAAAUAUGGCGAGUUGAAGGAUGCAUUGGAGGUGUUUGUGAAAAUGCAACGGGAAGGAAUUAAACCUGAUAUUAUGACUUGGAACUCGUUGAUCAAAUGGCACUGCAAGUUUGGGGAUGUGGAUACGGCGGUUAGUUUGUUCGUGGAGAUGCAAGAACAGGGAAUGUAUCCCGAUCCGAAGAUAUUCGUUAGAAUGAUCAGCCGGUUAGGUGAUCAAGGGAGGUGGGAUGUGAUAAAGAAAAACUUCCAGAGUAUGAAAGUAAGAGGGUUUGAAAAGAGUGGUGUUAUAUAUGCGGUUUUGGUUGAUAUUUAUGGGCAGUAUGGAAGAUUUCAUGAUGCAGAAGAGUGUAUAGAUGCUCUAAAGAUGGAAGGAAUCCCACUCUCAACCAGCAUCUUUUGUGUGCUGGCUAAUGCUUAUGCUCAACAGGGAUUAUGUGAAGAGACGCUAAGAAUCCUUCAAUUCAUGGAAGAAGAAGGAAUUGAGGCAAACCUUAUCAUGCUGAAUAUGUUGGUUAAUGGAUUCAGCAUCUCUGGAAGGCAUGCGGAGGCAAUGUCAAUAUAUCAACACAUGAAAGAAACUGGUAUUAGUCCUGAUGUGGUUACUUACAGUACCCUAAUGAAGGCUUUUAUCAGGGCAAAGAAGUAUGAUGAGAUUCCUAGAAUAUACAAGGAAAUGGAAUCAGCUGGAUGUUUACCAGAUAGAUGGGCUAAAGAGAUGCUUCAGACUGCUCUCAUGUACCUUGACCAUCAACAUUUCUAAACUGAAGAAAGUUCUUGUAAUCAUUUCUUCAUGAAACAGAUUAGCACAUAAACACCAAAUUAUACAUUUUACCUUAGACUAUGACGACGAGAGGAAGACUUGUCCUUCUCCUUCCCCGGUUUGAGGAUGCAGGGCCCAAUAAUCUUCGGGACUUACGACAGACAGACUGACUUGUUCCUCCAGGUUCUUGUCAAACACAGAAGAAUGCACUGUCCUGUUGCACAAGUAUAUGUUUGCAUCACCAAAAACAACCUUACAAAGAUGUAGCAAAGAAAGAGCAAACCUGUUGUGGUAUUCUUCUAAGCAAUCAAAUUAACUGGUGUGAAAGGGUCUGUCCUAUUAGUUCUAUGUUUAAACAAGUCAAGCGCAUAUUGGUUUAGACCAUCAGGAUCAAGGAUCAGGGAGUAGUUUUUAAAUUUGUGUCUUUUACCACGUUUAAAUAUUAAUAAAAUCAAACACAAUUGUAAAA
Molecule: messenger RNA, 2104 nt
Organism: Impatiens glandulifera
Lineage: Eukaryota; Viridiplantae; Streptophyta; Magnoliopsida; Ericales; Balsaminaceae
Product: pentatricopeptide repeat-containing protein CRP1, chloroplastic-like
Exons: 4
Coding region: 91-1635 (514 amino acids)
Molecular function (GO): protein binding
Source: RefSeq, a predicted model, not a curated record